AAAAACUAGCAGGGGUUAAGACUUUAUUCGCGCAUCCAUUGUCGAGAUAAGGACGAGCAAGUAUGGAUCUGUAUACGUUUUCACGCAAGGCGAUCCUCCAAGUCACAAUGAUGUCGAAAAUGGAAAAAACACGGGAUUCCUUGCCAUCCAAUUCAAAGUAAAAUUUCCUCAUGGAGAAAGGAGCGAGUCGGGAAUCAUGAGCACAGGUGUGAAGAAGCCUCCAUUGGCUCCCAAACCUAAACUCCCUGUGACCACCAAGCCCUCACCUCCUCCCAUUGCCCCUAAACCAGAGGUCCUAACGCAGCCCUCAGUUGUCUCCCAGCCUUCCCCUGCUACUCUGAAGCGAACCAAACCGGCUGUUGCACCCAAACCAUGCAUCCCUAAAUCCUCAACCUCACCCACCUCUGUUUUACCCCGGCCACCCAAACCUGGCGUGCCCAACACCCUAUUUCAGGAACAAAGGGAGGAUUUGGAUGAUAGUCUCUCAGUUCUCAACUCCAAGAAUGAGAUUUUAUCAGAGCCCGGUAAUCAGGAAUCGGACUACAUCAUUCCCACCUGUUCUUGUGGGCUCCGGGAUUGCUCCCAGUGCCAACACCUAGACAAUGGAAAUGUCAUGCCAACUGGGAAUGAUUUGCACAACAAGCUGCUGCAGAACGGGAAUUCUGCAGAGGGAUGUGAAAUUCCAGAUACGAGGUCGCUUGAUGUGACAGAGAACCAGGAGGAGAGGGUGGCAGCCAAAAGGAGUGGAGGCUUGAGCAACCACCUUCACCCUAAGCCCAAGGACAAACCCCAGAGACAGAGGCGCCUGAAAAAGGAACAGGUGGGCGGAGAGGGGCAGAGGACUGAGGAGCAGCUGCAGCCAGGGAAAGGCUUUGAAGGAAGUGAUUUGGAUCAGUUAUCAAAGGGUGCAGAGGGGAUCACAGAUACACAGACAGAGGAUCCUAACACAGAACCACAAAACAAAGACUCUGAAAUCGCCUGCAAUUUUGAAGGCAGCAUUGUUGUGUCAUCAGUGCUCACUGAUCCUCAGCGAUGGUCUCAGACACCUUCGCAAGAAUGCACUCAGGUAGACAGCAGUGAGCCUAAUGCCUCUGUCUUGUAUGCUGAGAGCAAAGCACCAUCUGUCAGGUUGCCCCCUGACCCACAGGUCCCAGCUCCCCCCAGCAAGCCUCUGCCGGUUCCCCACCCACGCAAGCCCAAGAAGCCAGCCCUGGUGAGGCAGGAUGGCUUAGAAGGCAGUGCCCAUGAGGAACACAUUCAUGGGAUUGAAAUGCAGGAGUCUGAGAAGACAGUUUGGCCGGCUUGUGUUUCUCUCAGCUCAGAGGAGGAAGAACUCAGACAGGGUGUAAUUGACAACCUCCUCCUCCAACCCAGAGUCUCAGGUAUGGUAGAUGAUGACCCUGACGCCCCUGUGCCCCCUCCACGACAGACUUCUCUGUCACCACGCCUCCACAGAAUGAGCCACACUCCCUACUGUCUCGACCGCAAUGCCUCCCACUCCCUAGACGUGCUCUCUGACCCACGGUCCGAUGCACUGAGCCAAGACAUCAAAAAGGACAGUGAGGCGCAAAGAGUGGAGGACAAUGAGGAGGACGGGUAUGGAGAUUUUGAGCGUUACCCCAUUGCACACAGCCUCCCCAAACAGAUCAAGCUAGGCUGCCACCAGCCCCUGGCCAACACCAGGAAAGCAUUCUCUGCCGAUGAGCAGGACUCGCCAAGGACACCGCCCCGGAAGCCCCAGAGACACAGCCUGCCAGCACCUCCUCCGCCCUCCAUAACCCCUCCUGCGCCUCCUCACGCCAACACCCCAAUGAGGGAGCUGCCUGCACCACCCCAGGAGAAAACAGCUUGGCGCUUUCCCAGGCCUUGCGUGACAUUUUUCAGCAGGCAGAUGCCUACCAGAAGCAGCGUGCCCCCUCAGAGCAGGGCCCCGCUGCUGGGGAGCAAGCAGAGGGCCCAGUCCUUCUCCGCAGCUGACCUGGCAACCCGCAACGAAAGCCAGAAGAGGAGCCUCUCUUUCCGGAAGCUGCUGGAACUCAGGCUCUCAGUCAAGAUGCUGCCAAGGUUGCUUGCCAAGGGAGGGCAGUCUCUGGACUGUACCAAUGUGGAAACAAACCCAGCUGAUAAAUGUCUGGAUCAGCCUAAUAGCAGCAAAGGGGAGUCUUUCGGCAGUGGCGAAGGUGGAGAGGGAUUGGUGGAGUAUGAGAAUGUUCCGCUGUAUGAGGAGAUACCCGAGUAUAUGAACCUCCCGUUUCACAGUGGGCGACCGGGCUGGCCACAUGACUCCGAUUCAGACAUCUAUGAGGUGCAGGACCCCUAUCAAAGACCCCAGAGUGAUGACUAUGAGAGUGGCUGGAUGAGGCAGGACGGGGUUUACUCGGAGGAGGAGGAAGUGCAUAGCUCCGAUGAAGAGGACAACAGCUCCACAUCCAGUAAGGAGCAGCUGGAUGUGUCAGACCGACAGCAAGAGGACGAGAUGAAGAGGAAGAAGGUGGUGCACAUAGCUCAGGAGAUCAUGAGCUCCGAGAAAGUGUUCGUGGAUGUCCUGAAGCUGCUUCAUAUAGACUUCCGGGAUGCAGCGGCCAAGGCGACGCGGCAGAAUGGAAAGCCUGUGGUGGAGGAGCGGAUCCUCAGCCAGAUCCUGUACUACCUGCCUCAGCUCUACCAGCUCAACAGAGACCUGCUGAGAGAGCUGGAGGAGAGAGUGGCUCACUGGUCUGAUCACCAGAGACUGUCGGACAUUUUUGUCCAGAAGGGGCCUUACUUGAAGAUGUACUCCACCUACAUCCGUCAGUUCGACAACAACGUGGCUCUGUUAGACGAACAGUGCAGGAAAAACCCGGGUUUGGCCGCCAUUGUCCGACAGUUCGAGAUGAGUCCAAGAUGUGCCAACCUAGCGUUGAAACACUACCUUCUGAAACCAGUCCAGAGAAUCCCUCAGUACCAGCUGCUACUCACAGAUUAUCUGAAGAAUUUACCUGAGGACUCUGAGGAUUAUAAAGACACACAAGCUGCCCUGGGCAUAGUGAAGGAAGUGGCCAAUCAUGCUAAUGAUAUUAUGAAACAAGGGGAUAACUUUCAGAAGCUAAUGCAUAUUCAGUACAGUCUGAAUGGCCACCAUGAGAUUGUUCAGCCAGGCAGGGUGUUUCUGAAAGAAGGCACUCUGAUGAAACUGUCCAGGAAAGUCAUGCAGCCGCGGAUGUUCUUCCUGUUUAAUGAUGCACUCAUGUACACCACUCCUGUUCAGUCUGGCCAAUAUAAGCUGAACAGUAUGCUCUCUUUGGCUGGGAUGAAGGUGAGUAAGCCCAGCCAGGAGGCCUAUCAGAAUGAGCUGAACAUUGAAAGCGUUGAGCGCUCUUUUAUCCUGUCUGCCAGCUCUGCCACAGAGAGAGACGAGUGGCUGGAAGCCAUCGCCAAGGCCAUAGAGGACUACACGAAGAAAAAGAUCACAUUCAUAUCCAGCCGCAGUCAGGAGGAGGCUGAUGGUCUUGGAGACAGUGGGGCCCCACUGGGUUCUAAGGCUCCCAUUUGGAUCCCGGACCUGAGGGCCACCAUGUGUAUGAUUUGCACCUGCGAAUUCACUCUCACCUGGAGGCGGCAUCACUGUCGCGCCUGUGGCAAGGUUGUGUGUCAGGCAUGCUCCACUAAUAAGUGCUAUCUGGAGUACUUGAAGAAUCAGCCCGCACGUGUGUGUGACCACUGCUUUGCCAAGCUGCAAGAGAAUAGUGACCGAUGUGCCUCGGCGUCAGUUUCUCCUAUCGGAAAAUCGGGAGCCUUUUCUUUUUCCAGAAAACAGAAGAAGAUUCCUGCAGCACUGAAGGAGGUGUCUGCCAACACGGAGAAUUCUUCCAUGAGUGGCUAUUUAAACAGGUCGAAGGGUAGCAAGAAACCGUGGAAAAGGUUGUGGUUCGUCAUCAAGAAUAAAGUCCUCUACACCUACGCCGCCAGCGAGGAUGUGGCGGCUCUGGAGAGUCAGCCCUUGUUAGGUUUCUUUCUAAGAGAAGAGAAGCACGGCCCAAAUCAGAAGCUGCAGUUCAAACUGUACCACAAGAACACCCUGUUCUACAUCUUCAAAGCUGACGACAUCCCCACUGCACAGAGAUGGAUUGAAGCCUUCCAAGAGGCCAUGAUUCUUGAACAGUGAUUCCCAUCAACAGCGGUGAAGCUAAACUAGCCCUGGAGCCAAUUGAUGGACAACUCACGACCCCUGGUC
Messenger RNA from Lampris incognitus (smalleye Pacific opah), 4213 nucleotides. It is a transcript of the gene fgd6, whose product is annotated as FYVE, RhoGEF and PH domain containing 6. The record is from RefSeq and is a predicted model, not a curated record. Gene Ontology annotation, molecular function: guanyl-nucleotide exchange factor activity; metal ion binding. Gene Ontology annotation, cellular component: cytoplasm. The transcript has 21 exons. The coding region runs from base 197 to 4144 and encodes 1315 amino acids. Lineage: Eukaryota; Metazoa; Chordata; Actinopteri; Lampriformes; Lampridae.